Messenger RNA from Populus trichocarpa (black cottonwood), 1399 nucleotides. Its product is annotated as malate dehydrogenase, mitochondrial. Bases 93 to 1118 code for a protein of 341 amino acids. The record is from RefSeq and is a predicted model, not a curated record. Gene Ontology annotation, molecular function: L-malate dehydrogenase (NAD+) activity. The transcript is spliced from 7 exons. Gene Ontology annotation, cellular component: cytoplasm; mitochondrion. Gene Ontology annotation, biological process: tricarboxylic acid cycle; malate metabolic process. Lineage: Eukaryota; Viridiplantae; Streptophyta; Magnoliopsida; Malpighiales; Salicaceae.
AUCAGCAUUGCCCCACCCAACUCAAGGACCCUCUUUCCUUUGCUGGCAUCCCCAUUUCCACACUCUCUCUUCUCUUUUCUUUUCAAAUCAAAAUGAUGUUGAGAUCCAUCAAAUCCCUAGCAACCUCUCCGUCAUCCCACAUCCUCCGCCGUGGCUAUGCCUCUGAGGCCGUUCCCGACCGCAAGGUUGCCGUCCUCGGUGCUGCUGGAGGUAUCGGUCAACCACUUGCCCUUCUCAUGAAGCUUAAUCCUCUCGUCUCCAGCCUCGCUCUCUACGAUAUUGCUAACACUCCCGGUGUCGCCGCCGAUGUCAGCCACAUCAACACCAGAUCUGAGGUUUCUGGGUAUUCAGGUGAAGCUGAAUUGGGGAAAGCCUUGGAGGGAGCUGAUGUUGUAAUCAUUCCAGCUGGUGUGCCAAGGAAGCCUGGAAUGACCCGUGACGAUCUCUUCAACAUCAAUGCUGGGAUUGUAAAGGGUCUCUGUCAAGCAAUUGCCAAGUACUGCCCUCACGCACUUGUUAAUAUGAUCAGCAACCCAGUGAACUCAACAGUCCCUAUUGCUGCUGAGGUUUUUAAGAAAGCAGGAACCUAUGACCCGAAAAGGUUGUUUGGUGUGACUACCCUUGAUGUUGUUAGGGCCAAGACAUUCUAUGCUGGAAAGGCCAAGGUGCCAGUUGCAGAGGUUAAUGUACCAGUUGUUGGUGGCCAUGCAGGCAUAACCAUUCUCCCAUUAUUUUCACAAGCCACACCAAAAGCCAAUUUAUCUGAUGCAGAGAUUACUGCUCUUACAAAGAGAACUCAAGAUGGAGGGACGGAAGUUGUGGAAGCAAAGGCUGGAAAGGGCUCUGCAACUUUGUCAAUGGCCUAUGCUGGAGCCAUUUUUGCUGAUGCGUGCUUGAAGGGGCUCAAUGGAGCUCCAGAUGUGGUUGAAUGUUCAUAUGUGCAAUCAACUAUCACUGAACUUCCUUUCUUCGCUUCUAAGGUGAGGCUCGGAAAGAAUGGCGUGGAGGAAGUUUUGGGGCUAGGUCCUCUCUCUGACUAUGAAAAGGAAGGUUUAGAAAAGUUGAAGCCUGAACUCCAAUCAUCUAUUGAGAAGGGAAUCAAAUUUGCCAACCAGUAAUUCAAGCAAUGAUAUUUGCUCCUUCCAUCACAAACGCACGCAAGUUUUGCAUUUUCAGUGUUGUAUUUGCGGCUGCCAGCAGCUGCAGCAUUGCUUUUUCAUGUAGAGUAGGCACAUAAAACCAUGUUUUAUCAAUAAAAUACCCUGUGACUUGAGGUGGUAGUUGAUACUCUGGAGAGAAUUGGAAAUCUAGUUUAUGCUAAGUGCAAAAUGCUUGUAAGAUUUUAUUCUUAUUCACAGGGAUGAUAUUUAUAAAUCAGAACCUAUCUGGUGGACCGAUA